Cylindrotheca closterium is the source of this 486-nucleotide messenger RNA. Lineage: Eukaryota; Bacillariophyta; Bacillariophyceae; Bacillariales; Bacillariaceae. The record is from the annotation of a GenBank genome assembly.
AUGACUGCGACCGGCACUCUCUCUACCAACAAACGCGCCCGAUUUGCAACGGACAAAACACCACAACCAUCUUUGCUUACCACACCUAGCGAAGCUGCUGAAUGUGUUGCCAUCGCCGCGCUGACUGCCAAUGGAUCGCUCCAAGAAUCGCAACGAACCUACUUUCGAGAACUCUUCGCUGAAUUUAUCAAACUCAAGAAGAAUCUCAAAAAUCUGAACGAUCGCCUAAUCACUCUGAACCAAGACGAUUAUGUGCCACGGUCCACCAAAUUCAAGUUUCAACUACAUUCCUCUGCUCGACUUCUCGAAGAGAGCAAAGCAGAGGUCGAUAAAGUGGAACACGCUUGCAACACAGCCGUUGCUCUUAUGCAAACUACUAUUUGUGAUGAGCUCAAAAAGCUUGUUAAACUUGACAUUGCCUCAGUCCGAAAAGCACUGCAUUGCCCGCAGUGUUGUUGUUAUUGCAACCACACUUGCCAUCGGUGA